This is a messenger RNA of Closterium sp. Naga37s-1, 1344 nucleotides long. Lineage: Eukaryota; Viridiplantae; Streptophyta; Zygnematophyceae; Desmidiales; Closteriaceae. The record is from the annotation of a GenBank genome assembly.
AUGAUCGUACCACGACAAUCCCGUGCCCCGACCGGUACACACCCCUUGCCCGGGUCCCCCCUUCAUAGUCACACCCCCUGCCCCCUCAUGCCAUCCGCUCCCCCCGCCCCUACCCUCCGCGUGCCCGCUCCCAUCGCCGCCUCUUUUGACCCUCCCUGCCCCCCUCGCCGUUACCCACCGCUCGCCAUUCGCUCCUCCCCGCCCGUGCCCUCCCCUCGUUUACCUUCGCCUCCCCCCUCCCCUCCUCUGCUGCACGCCUCUUCCUUCCCCUCGCUAACCCACUCCACUCCCUGCCCCUCCUCAAUCCGCACCCUGCCCCUCGUUUCUCGCCCCCCUACGCUUGGUUUCUCCCCUCCCUGCCCCUCGCCGCCUUUCUCCGCUCCCCACCUCCCCCCUCUCCCUGCCCCCCCACUCUCCUCCACUUGCCCUUGGCUUCCCACCUCCCUGCCCCACCUUUCCCCCCUCCGUGUGCUCAGCUUCUCCCCUCCCUGCCUCUCCCUCCUCCCGCCCUGCCCCUCAUUUUCCGCCCCCCCACGCCCGGUUUCUCCCCUCCCUGCACCUCCCUUUCUUUCUCCGUGCCUCUCCUUUGCUCCCUCCCUGCCCCCGCCUGCCCAUGCCCCUGUCUUUGGUUUCUCCCCUCCCUGCCCCACGUUUUCUUCCCUCCCUGAGAUCACCUUGUACCCCCUCUGCCCCUCCCUUGUUCUCCCCGCACCCAUUGCUUCUCCCCUCCCUGCCCUUGAUUUCCCGCACCCCUGCCCUUGUUUCCUACCAUCCAUGCCCCUCGUUUCCCCUCUUUGUACGUUCACCCUCUUCCCUCCCUGCCCCUCCCUUCCUCCCCCCCUGCCCUUUGCUUUCCCCUCGUUACGCUCCCUUCUCCCCAUCCCUGCUGCCCUCUUACCACCAUCAGCCCGUCCCCACCACCAGCCCCCCUCCCACCCUUCUCCCCCCCCCUCCCUCUCCCUCUCUCUCUCCUCUCUCUCCUCUCUCUCUUUCUCUCGCACACACACACACACACACACUCCCCUCCCCCACCCCCCCACCCACAUCCUCCCGUUCUGCCCCUCCCUGCCCCUGUUCCACCCCCUCGCACGCCCCUCACCUCUCACCUCCGUUCAACUGGAUUCCCCCCCUCUGCCCCUGCCCGUUGCUGCCCCUCCCCUUGCCCCCUCAACUCCCCUGCCCCCCGUACACCCACUCCCGUCCAACCGCCCCCACCCUCCCCCGGCUGCCCGUUUCCGCUCUCCACCCCCGCGACCGUGUGCGGCUUCCAACCGCCCAACGGUGGUGCGCACGGGGCGUUUCUUCGCGCGGGCAAGCCUCCCCGGGGGCCCCCCACCCCGCUGA